Messenger RNA from Punctularia strigosozonata HHB-11173 SS5, 603 nucleotides. RefSeq lists its product as uncharacterized. The transcript has a single exon. Lineage: Eukaryota; Fungi; Basidiomycota; Agaricomycetes; Corticiales; Punctulariaceae. The annotation marks the transcript as partial. The record is from RefSeq and is a predicted model, not a curated record.
AUCCGCAAGAUCAUUGCUGACCCCGAACUACUGCUCGCAUCGGAUUCUUCUGCUUGUGCAUGCCUCUUGGGAACUCCCUGGCACGAGCCACAUGUUGUGUAUGCUGUUCAUGAGCUCAGACCAAUACUUCCGGAUCUCAGGCAUGCUCUUGUGGCCUUCUUGGAGGGCGCUCUGGACAAAUGGCUCACCUUCACUGCCGAAUUCGCGUCGGACGGCGUCAUUGCAUCCGCAUCAGCGCACCAGCAAACUCUUGCUUUUAUGGAUCCUACCAACGACCGGAACGAGGGCGGGCUUGGCACUAUGCGACGGGCUUUCGCGCGGAGCUCCAAUAUCACUCUGUCAAUGCAUAACGCGAUGGAAUUGUAUAACAAGAACGAUACAGAAGACUACAUACAGACCGGCCUCUCAAACGAAGACCAGGCCUGGCUUCGAAAAGCGGUGCGUGAUGAGGACACGAGUGGACUAGCCAAGAAGCAGCGCGCAGAACACGUCGAGACGGCGCAGAGACAAGCUGCACUUGGGCGCGAGAAGGUCGAACAGGCACGGGCGAAAGAGGAGAAGAAGGUGCAGAAACUUCGUACCGUUGAACCCAUGCUCGACCUC